AGAAGAGGCAGGAAGCAGCGGCAGGUCCUCUCACUACACCUGACUUCUGCCUGCGGUGUGUGCUGAACAACGCCGGUCUGAACUCCACAAACAACCUGCUUUAACCCACCAGCGUUUUGAGUUUUAUCACCAAUGAAACAUGGAAGCCCGAGUUGCACCGUGGACCCGCUGAAUCCUGUUUUGUCUAGGGCAAUAACUUUAAAUCUCAAGUCUCCAGCCGGAUCUGCGACCUGUCAUCACCUCUGCCAGUGAGUGUGUGUGUCUGGGCACAGCAGCACUUCUGUCACUUUGUGCUUCCCGAGCCCCUUCAGCCGCCACAACAAACACCCGGGGACCACAGGCUGUAGAAUUAGAGUGAAGUAUGUGGUCAUCUGUUUCCCUGCCGGCUCUGCUGCUGGUUCUGGGAAUGACCUAUAAUGUAUGGAGUCUGAAUCCAGAUGACCCUAAUGUCUGCAGCCACUGGGAGAGCUACGCGGUGACUGUCCAGGAGUCCUACGCUCACCCGUUUGACCAGAUCUACUACACCAGAUGCACAGACAUCCUCAACUGGUUUAAAUGCACGAGGCACAGGAUAAGCUAUAAGACGGCUUACCGGCGGGGAGUAAGGACCAUGUAUAGGCGCCGUUCGCAGUGUUGCCCGGGGUAUUUUGAGAGUGGAGACUUGUGUGUUCCUCUGUGUACAGAGGAGUGUGUCCACGGUCGCUGUGUGUCUCCUGAUACAUGCCAGUGUGAGCCCGGAUGGGGAGGACUGGACUGCUCUAGUGGCUGUGAGAGUGACUACUGGGGACCUCAUUGCAGUAAUCGGUGCCAGUGCCAGAAUGGAGCUAAGUGUAACCCCAUCACAGGUGCCUGUGUUUGCACUGAUGGGUACCAGGGAUGGCGAUGUGAGGAGCUCUGUGAGCACGGCUACUACGGCAAGGCCUGCCAACUUCCCUGCCAGUGUCUCAACGGUGCCACCUGCAACCACGAAACAGGAGAGUGCAUCUGUGCACCGGGCUACUCGGGGGCUUUCUGUGGAGAGCGCUGCCCCUCUGGUAGUCACGGGCCUCAGUGUGAGCAACGCUGCCCCUGUCAGAACGGAGGAAUUUGCCACCACAUCACCGGAGACUGUUCCUGCCCCACUGGCUGGACGGGUUCAGUUUGUGCCCAGCCGUGCCCUCUUGGCAAGUACGGCAUCAACUGCAGCAAGGACUGUUCCUGUCGUAAUGGAGGACUCUGCGACCACGUCAUGGGGCAGUGCCAGUGCGCAGCAGGCUUCAGUGGACGCAGGUGCCAGGAUGACUGUCCUGUGGGCACCUUUGGGCCGCAGUGUAACCAGAGGUGUGAGUGUCAGAAUGGAGCCAAAUGUCACCACAUCAAUGGAGCCUGUCUGUGUGAAACAGGCUUUAAAGGCCCUAAUUGCCAAGAGAGAUUCUGUCCUCCGGGCCUCUACGGCCUCAUCUGUGACAAGUACUGUCCCUGUAAUACCACCAACACCGUGAGCUGCCACCCGCUUUCUGGUGAAUGCACCUGCUCUGCAGGAUGGACAGGGCUUUACUGUAAUGAGACCUGCUCUCCGGGUUACUUUGGAGAGGGAUGCAUGUCGCCUUGUAGCUGCACCAACGGUGCCGACUGCCAUCCUGUCAUAGGCACCUGUAUUUGUGCCCCUGGGUUCAUGGGUGAGGACUGUGCUACAAUUUGUCCAUCGGGUCUCUAUGGACCGAGCUGCAUGUCCACCUGCUCCUGCCACAACCAUGCCUCCUGCUCUCCAUUCGACGGCUCCUGUAUUUGCAGGGAAGGCUGGCAGGGCGUGGACUGCUCCAUCCUCUGUUCCAGCGGUACGUGGGGUCUGGGCUGUAAUCAGACAUGCUUAUGUGCCAAUAGAGCUGCAUGUGACCCUAUAGAUGGCACCUGCACAUGUUCACCUGGGUGGAUGGGACUGCGCUGCGGCGAGUCCUGCCCUGAUGGCACCUACGGGUUGGAGUGUCGUGAGCGCUGUGACUGCAGCCAUGCUGACGGCUGUGAUCCAGUGAGUGGAUACUGUCGCUGCUAUCCCGGCUGGACAGGAAUCCACUGUGAUAAUGUGUGCUCACAAGGCUUCUGGGGACCCAACUGUUCAGUCAGCUGUUCCUGUCAGAAUGGAGGAUCCUGCUCUCCAGAGGACGGGACAUGUGUCUGCGCACCUGGAUACAGGGGGACAUCCUGCAAAAGAAUCUGCUCUCCGGGGUUUUACGGACACCGCUGCAGCCAGUCCUGUCCGCAGUGUAUGCACAGCACCGGGCCCUGCCACCAUGUCACCGGACACUGUGAGUGCCUGUCUGGUUUCUCCGGUUCACUCUGCAAACAAGUUUGUCCAAGUGGCAGGUAUGGCAGGGCCUGUGCUGAGAUUUGCCUUUGUACCAACAACGGCACCUGCAACCCCAUCGAUGGCUCCUGCCAAUGCUUCCCUGGCUGGAUAGGAGAGGAUUGCUCUCAGGCCUGUCCCUCUGGGCACUGGGGCCCUGAUUGUCUCAACUCGUGUAACUGUCACAACGGAGCCCAGUGCAGUGCCUACGAUGGGGAGUGCAGGUGCAGCCCCGGUUGGACCGGACUCUACUGCACACAGCGCUGUCCUUCAGGGUUCUACGGCAGAGACUGUUCUGAAGUCUGUCGCUGCCAAAACGGUGCAGACUGCGACCACAUGACUGGCCAGUGUGCCUGCCGCACAGGCUUUAUUGGGACGAGCUGUGAGCAGAAGUGUCCUGCUGGUACAUUUGGAUAUGGCUGCCAGCAGCUGUGUGAGUGCCUUAACAAUGCUACCUGUGACUAUGUGACUGGGACGUGCUACUGCAGCCCUGGAUAUAAAGGCAUUCGCUGUGAUCAAGCAGCUCUGAUGAUGGAGGAGCUGAACCCGUACACUAAGAUUAGCCCAGCAAGAGGUUCAGAGCGCCAGUCUGCCGGAGCCGUUAUGGGCAUCAUCUUUCUGCUCCUCAUCAUCAUGUCCAUGCUUAGCCUGUUUGUGUGGUACAGGCAGAGGCAGAGGGAGAAAGGCCAUGAGAUCCAGCCCAGUGUGUCCUACACACAGGCAAUGCACAUCACCAACACAGACUAUUCCCUGUCUGAGUGUGGCAGUACGGUCGCGAUGAGGACCAGCGCUGCUGAGGUCAACCAGGCCCAGGGCAGCGGCAGCAGCAGUGGUCAGUGCUUCUCCAACCCCAGCUACCACACUGUGGCCCAGUGUAACGUGGUCUCUACCAUCUCCAGCAACCUGGACGGCACUCUGACCCUCAAACCGAGCACUUUAAAAAGUCGGAAUGGCGCAGAAUGGAGAGCCUACUGCAACCUCAAUGACCUCGAUGUUCAACAGGGGGAGACACAAACACAGAGAAGCUCCAAAAAAGAUUACAUCAAGAGCUCCAUGUGCAGCAACAGCUCCUGCUCUCUGAAUAGUGAGAAUCCAUACGCCACCAUUAGAGACCCACCAGGCCUGGCUUGCAAGCACACAGAGAGCAGCUAUGUGGAGAUGAAGUCCCCCUCCCACCGUGAAGUGCCCUUUGGAGGCACUGCCACCCUCCUGGGCAAUGCGGGCAGGAAUGUCUAUGAUGUUGAGCCAACAGUGAGUGUCCUGCAGGGACCAAAUGGCAUGGCCACCGGCUUUUCCCAGAGCCCCUAUGACCUCCCUCGCAGCAGCCACAUCCCCAGCCACUAUGACAUACUUCCCAUGCGUCACAGCCCCACACACACACCCCCGCCACCCCCAGAAAGCCCCAGCUCCCUGCUCUAGAGGGCAAGACCCCCUGCCCCAGAUCACAGGGAGCGGCAUUGUCAACCAACUUUCAACCAAGGGCCCUCCCUCUGUCUCCGAGUGUGUUCAAUUAGAUACUGAGAUGUUGAGAUGUUGAGAUGGAGGGACAGCCACAGCUCUUCUGGACCCUACGCUCUUUGGCUCCUUCACUCACGUUUUUUGGAGGGAGUGGAGGAAAGAGUGUCCCACACACCAGCGACCUUUCAGCCAUUUUAUUUUACUAUAGAACUGAUCACUCAAACUGCAGCCCGGCCUCUUUAUGGACCUCCUGAAGUGGAACAUGAUGGUUCCAAGCUGCGCAAAGGGCAGCGUACACGGAUUGGGCGGACAGAUUAUUUACAGGAAGAGAGAUAUCCUCACGCUCAUUUUUACCCCAUGAUGUAGGGUUACUAUUCAAGGGCAACCAAGUGUUUAUAAUGCCCCCUAAACAGAAGUGUUUUUCGCCACAGGAAGGAAGGUAUAUACUCACCUUGACCAUUUCCAAACAGAGAGAUUUACUACAUAUACACAUCAGAGUUUAUGAAGUGUCACUGUGUGCAGAAGCUGCAGAUCACAGUGCAGCUGACAUGGAGGGAUAAUGGUCUUCUGCUCUGAGGUUAGAAAGGUUCAGUCAGAAAACAAGAGGACUCUCUGUUAUAAAUGUUAAACACAGAAAUCCAGAAGAAAACUAAGUAUACAUAUACAAAAAUAUAUAACAUACAGUAAGUCUGAAGUUCGAGUCCCCCCCCCUCACUGAUGAAGUGGUCAGAUAUUGUGUUGUUUUUUAUGUGAAAGCAUUUUCUUCUUGCAAAUGUCUUAGUUUACAUUUUUUAAAUAUUGGGUGUUAAGAAGGGAUUGAUUUUACCUUUUCUGUUUUGUAUUUAUAAAGGUUUAUUUAUUAAUUUAUAUUAGUGAUGGUGACUUUUUAUCAAUGUGACACUAGAGUUAAAAAAAAAGAUGAGCAUGAUCAGAUAAUGGAUACCCACUGAUGUAGGUAACACACAAUUUAUCUUCUUGUGAGAUGAUCAAUGUCAUUUCGUGUGUGUUUUUGAAGUUAUUAAAAAUGUUCUUUCUCUCUCUGUCAGAUUGUAAAUUAAAUAUAAAGUUUCAGAUGACCAAUUCAAGACCCACGAUAUCCUGUGCAGUAUUUACAAAGGGAACCACUCUGUAUGUAAAAAAGUCAAUUUCUGAAAUAAUUUAUGUUUGUAUCAGGCAAAUUAACUUAUAUAUUAUUGAACUGAAUUUAUUCAUUCACUAUGUGAAUUCCAUUUCACCCCCAGUAGAAGCAAUAACAUGUCGACAAUCGAUGCCCAGGCUUUCAUUAGUGCUGGAUAUUAUGACAUCCUUGACCAGUGUGGUGACAGUGGAUCAUAUUUUACGUGACUGUUUUUCCUUCGAGGAACUUUUUUCCAAUUGCUGUCAUAUCAAUGCUGCUUGUUGUUUUGGUACUUAAGUUUCAAAUUAAAAACCUAUUCUGCCAUCAGACACCUUGUUGGGUCAGGUUCUCGUGUCACUGUUAGACAGGAUGUUGCAUUUGUUGCUGUGAAUAUUAAAAUGUCAGGAGUAUGAAUGUUGACAGGACUGAUGGAUAGAGGAUUGAACUCUAACAAAUUAGACAUUGUAUUUAAGUCUGCUCCUGGGUGACCAAACUGUUGCCAAGAGUCUACAAGUGAGGAAAAUCAUGGCUACCAAUUUUGUCAAUGUGCUCUCAAGUUUAAUAAGCUUUUUCCUAAAUGAAAGGCCUCACCGUGGAGUACAACUUGUGAA
Molecule: messenger RNA, 5509 nt
Organism: Eleginops maclovinus (Patagonian blennie)
Lineage: Eukaryota; Metazoa; Chordata; Actinopteri; Perciformes; Eleginopidae
Gene: megf11
Product: multiple EGF-like-domains 11
Exons: 26
Coding region: 362-3742 (1126 amino acids)
Molecular function (GO): zinc ion binding; protein binding
Source: RefSeq, a predicted model, not a curated record